This is a messenger RNA of Ceutorhynchus assimilis (cabbage seed weevil), 992 nucleotides long. The record is from the annotation of a GenBank genome assembly. NCBI's taxonomy places the organism in Eukaryota, Metazoa, Arthropoda, Insecta, Coleoptera, Curculionidae.
GAGAUUUUGGCAGUUACUUUUAAGUUUUUUGUGCGCAAAAUUAUCUUGCAUUAGUUUAAGUGAAAUUUUAUGUUUUUUUGGUCAGUACAAGCCCAUGGCUGCUUUUCAAGAAAAAUGCCAACGCUAUUUUCGGACUUCAAACUUUUACGAAGUCCUGAAUGUUGAUAAAAAUGCUAGUGAGAGAGACAUAAAAAAAUCCUACCACAAGCUGUCUCUCCUAAUACAUCCCGACAAGGUAGAACAAAACCAUAAAGAAGAAGCCACCGAAAAAUUCAAAAUUCUUUGCAAAAUCCAUUCCAUUCUUCAAGAUGAACGCAAAAGACGCAUAUAUGAUAAAUAUGGAUAUUUCGAUGAAGGAACAGAUAUCGCAUUCAAUUGGAAAGACUACUGGCUAUCCGUGUUCAACAAAAUAGAACUAAAAGACAUACAAAAAUAUGAAGAGGAAUACGUUGGUUCGGAAACUGAGAGAAGAGACAUAAAGUGGGCAUAUGAGACUAGCAAAGGAAGUAUGGACUUUAUAUUAGAUGCGGUAGAGUUUAGCAAUUUUGAGUCACAACCAAGGAUCAUUGAAAUAGUCAGGGAAAUGGUGGACAAUGGUAAAGUUAAAGAAUAUGAGAGAUUUUUCAACGAAUGUGAAGCAAAAAGAUUGAAAAGAAAAAGAAAGUUUGAAAAAGAAAGACUAGAAGUUGAAACCUUUGAUAUGCAACAAUUGGAAAAAGAGUCACAAACAAAAAAGGUCAAGCAUGCGACAUGUGACGCUAGUUUCAAACGAAGUUUUUCUCUUAAGAAAGCAGUAGAAGAAUGAACAAUUCCCAAAGGAAAAUAAUCAUUUUGUCACAGAAAUCACAGAGCAUAGGUAUAUGUUUAAUGAAUUUAUUAAUAUUUUUUCAAACUUUGUAUUAAUGUAUAGUAGGUAGGUAUGGCUUGGUCAAAAUAUAUAGGUACAUAUUUGGUGUGCUUGGUCGAAACAUAAUAUAUAAAUAUUUGAUGAA